Oryza brachyantha (malo sina) is the source of this 1721-nucleotide messenger RNA. Its product is annotated as chaperone protein dnaJ GFA2, mitochondrial-like. The transcript has 17 exons. The record is from RefSeq and is a predicted model, not a curated record. Gene Ontology annotation, biological process: response to heat; protein refolding. The coding region runs from base 100 to 1428 and encodes 442 amino acids. Gene Ontology annotation, cellular component: cytoplasm. Lineage: Eukaryota; Viridiplantae; Streptophyta; Magnoliopsida; Poales; Poaceae. Gene Ontology annotation, molecular function: ATP binding; heat shock protein binding.
UCUCUCUCCUCCGGUCUUCCUUCUUUAGCGCGAGGCGACGGCGACGGCGACGCCAAGCGACACCACCACCUCGCGCGGGCGCAUCCCACCACCACCACCAUGCGGCUCCCCGGCGGCGCACGCCUCGCGCUCCUGCUCGCUCGCCGCCGCGCCCUCCACUCCUCCUCCUCUUCCGCCGCGCCCUCGUACGCGUCCCCCUUCCAUGGAGCGAGAUGGAGCGAUGGGUAUCGUGCGGCGGCGGCGGCUCCCACUUGGAGGUCGCCGUUUUCCUCGCCGAAUAAUAGUGCAAGGCUCUUCCACGGGACGAGGCCGGUGGCGGCGAGGGACUAUUAUGAUGUGCUCGGCGUGAGCAGGAACGCCAGCCAGGGGGAGAUUAAAAAGGCGUAUUAUGCGCUUGCAAAAAAGCUUCAUCCGGAUACAAAUAAAGGCGAUUCUGAUGCAGAGAGGAAGUUUCAAGAGGUUCAGCGAGCUUAUGAGACUUUGAAGGAUGAGCAAAAGAGAUCAUUAUAUGAUCAGGUUGGCCCUGAUCAGUAUGAGAAAGCUUCUGCUGGAGGAGGACCUGGCGGUCCAUUCGAGGGGGGUUUCGGCAAUCCAUUUGAAGAUAUUUUCGGUGGAGGUUCUGGUGGCGGAAUGAAUGACUUCUUUAGAAACAUCUUCAGAGAGAGAGAAUUUGGCGGACAUGAUGCCAAGGUAGCACUUGAAAUAUCAUUUAUGGAAGCAGUUCAAGGGUGCACAAAGACGAUCAAUUUUCAGACUGCUGUUACGUGUGACACCUGCAAGGGAGCUGGCAUACCCCCUGGAACCAAACCUGAGACUUGCCUAGCCUGCAGGGGUUCAGGAUUUAUCUUCAUGCAAACUGGUCCCUUCAGGAUGCAAUCGACAUGCACACAGUGUGGUGGUAGUGGGAAGACUGUGAAGGAAUUUUGCAAGUCAUGCAGAGGAAGGAAAGUUGUGCCAGGAACAAAAACCGUCCGACUCGACAUAGUGCCUGGUACGGAUGAUGGUGAUGUUAUAAAGUUGGUUAGAUCUGGUGGAGCAGACCCAGAUGGUGGUAGUCCUGGUGAUCUUUAUGUAACAUUGAAGGUUCGUGAGGAUCCAGUAUUCCGAAGAGAGAAAGGUGAUAUUCACGUAGAUGCUGUAUUGAAUGUGACUCAGGCAAUUUUGGGCGGGACAGUUCAGGUUCCAACUCUCACUGGAGAGGUUGUUCUAAAGGUCAAACCUGGUACUCAGCCUGGCCAAAAGGUUGUUCUGAGAGGAAAAGGAAUCAAGACAAGAAAUUCAUCGUACUAUGGAGACCAGUAUGUCCAUUUCAAUGUCAAUAUCCCUGCGAAUUUGACACCGAGGCAGCGCAUGCUGAUUGAGGAGUUCGCGAAGGAAGAGCAAGCGGAAGAAGAGAAAGACGCGAAGGCAGCUGGGGCAUCAGGAUAGAUGAUUUUAGGAGUGACCCACAUUUCAUUAGUGCUUUAGUCUCGUCAUAUAUCGCGAGAAUUAGAAUAGGCUGCUGCCUGAAAUUUGCAGGGGCAAGAUAUAGUUUGGUUGGAUGCAUGGAAUUUUACAUGCCAAGAUAUAGCAGUUUCAAAAUUUUGUAGCUGGGAAUAAUAUACAACACGCCGCCUGAUGCUGCAAUCUCCUAAUGUCAUUAGUAUCAGUGUGAUAGGCGGCAGGAUCCUGUACUGUAUAAUUAUGUGUUACAAAUGUAUGGAACCCACGGUACCAAUGUC